AUGGGGAAAAGGUCGUCCCCUGCUUCCUCCCCAGGUGGUCUUCCGCCGCUCGCUCAUAAUAAGAGAGACCGGGCGGUGACCGCAAGCACGGCCAGUACGGCCACUCCUCCCCGGUUGUUCGACUCGGACCUAGCGCUAGAGAAUUCCGAAAUGGAUGGUUUCGGCAACAUGUUUGACCACAUUGAGUCUAGCUCCCAGUCUCAGGGUAUCCGUCUUAUACAGUCAGAGGAGCGCUCGUCACCUCCGACAAGUUAUCCACCCACCAGUUACUCGGGCCCUACCUUUGCUCGCUCCAGCAGAGCUCCUAUUCCUCAACCUAUCAGCACCGAUCGGAAUCAGAUUGUCGAAUCCUCGCCCUAUUCAUGGACUUCCCACGACUCUCAUGAUGGUUUGAUCCGAUCACCGAGUCCUUCAAGAACAGUCACACAGGGCAGUCCCGCCAGAGCAGUCAACGGCUCUCUGGUAAGCUCAGGCCAGAAUCCAUUGCCACCACCUAGGCCGGUUCAAAAAAGGCCUACCGCUCCCAGAGAAUCUCCUCCAAUGGAGACGCUCCGGCCAUUGUCUGUGACUCGCUCUCGAACGAAUGAAGAAACCAAGUUACUUUCGACCAGCCCUACAAUAACACAAAAGGGGGAAAUGUCACCAGCUUCACUGCAUAGUGCAUCCUUUGAUCCUUCAAUCGCUGCCGAUGCUGAACUCGCCAACAUGUAUCAAGAAACCAAGCCACAACCCCCCAAACCAGCCUCAUCAAACAAGGUCAUGACUCCUCAGCAAUGGGAGCGUUACAAACAGCAGAAAGAGAUGGACCGCAGGUUAGGUGCUCUGUCCGACGACAGCGGAUCCGAGGCUGGGGACAACUAUGAAGAUGACGAUGAAGUUGAACGUGACCGACAAGCAACAAAACAGAGGCGGAAACAAGAGGCCCACCUCGCGGUCUACCGCCAGCAAAUGAUGAAGGUCACAGGCGAGGCAGCACAACCACCCCCCGAAAGUGGCUUAGGAGCACUAAGACAUGCCAAUGGCAGCUCUGGUGAUCUUGAUAAUCGGCUUUCACAUCUGACCGUAGCAUCGAGACAGUCAGGAGGUAAGAGUAGUGGAGAGGAUGAGGAUGAAGACGAGGACGUCCCCCUUGGAAUACUUGCUGCGCACGGCUUCCCCAAUAGAAAUCGACCACCGACUCGACUGGCAAACUCUCCCUCGAAUUCGAACCUACGGAGCGUGAGCCAACCUCCACCUCAGACUGCUCCAUCGGUGGCAGGCCAGACUGCGAAAGGAACGAACCUACCUGUAUUUGCGAGAGGAUUGCCCCAGGAUCCUUACUAUGGAGCCAGCUUGGUCAAUCAACCUGUUCGUGAGUCACUAGCUGCACAUUCGCUCAGUCCCAGUGCUCUUGGCUCCGGACCCUCCACGGCACAUCCAAUCCAUCCAGCAGGCCUUGUAGGUGUCAUUGCAGGCGAAGAAAGGGCACGCGCAGCCCGAAGAGGAAGCCCCAACCCAGCAGGAAACUACGAGAUGCCACAGCUGCCACCUCACCCGGGAAUGGCAAGAUCACAGACCACUGGAUAUCUGCCGGGUAUGGGUUAUCCGCCAACGGGGAUGCCGGGGAUGCCUCCCAUGAUGACUCCAGCGGACCAUGCUCAGCUUCAAAUGUCUCAACAGAUGACACAGAUGAUGCAGAUGCAGAUGCAGUGGAUGCAACAGAUGCAGUCAAUGAUGGGCCCGGGGGGGCAGCCACAGAUGGGGCCACCAAGUCUUGCCGCCCCCAGUAUAUAUGGAGGACAAGGACCCCGACCUCAUUCGAUGCAGCCCCCGGUUGUUCCUUCUCAUGUUAGCCAAAGGACAAUGAGUACUUUGAAUCCCGGUAUGGCACCCUGGAAUUCGACGCCCUCUUUCCUUCCGUCAAUCAACCUAAACGGCAACUACGCACCUUCCAUUGCUCCAUCGGAACGUAGCAACAUAGGUCUCGCAUCGCGCUAUCGACCUGUCUCGACUAUGCCUGAACCGGAACCACCCUCAACUAAACGGGCUUCGACUUUCACAAGUGCAAGCUAUCAGCCUUGGUCUCAAACAAAUACCCGAUUGCCAGGCCCAUCACACGCUGCUAGGCCUUCUGUCAAUACCCUUGGGCGGAGAUCUCCACUUACUCAGCAACAAGACGAUGAAGAUGACGAGCAGGGUUGGGCAGAAAUGAAGAUGAAGAAAGACAAAAAGCAAAAGAACUGGGCUCUCCGAAAAGAGCAUAAUGGAUUACAAGAGUUGUACACCGGUGCAUCAUCAUGA
Molecule: messenger RNA, 2280 nt
Organism: Exophiala aquamarina CBS 119918
Lineage: Eukaryota; Fungi; Ascomycota; Eurotiomycetes; Chaetothyriales; Herpotrichiellaceae
Exons: 2
Coding region: 1-2280 (759 amino acids)
Source: RefSeq, a predicted model, not a curated record